AUGGCAAGCAACAAGGAGAGGUUGUCAGACUUGGAAACAGGUCUGGGCAUGGUGCAAGACGAGGUCGCCAGGAUGAACGACAACUUCACUGCAAAAUUUCGAGGCAUGGAGGAAUCCUUCAGACAGAUGUUGUCGGAAGCGGUGUCAAGUAUGCGAGAAGGCGGGUCCAGUGCGCCGAGAGGCGACAAGCCAGAAGAUACACCCCAACCGUCAAUGUUGGUGCACCGAGAGAGAGUUGAAGGUCCUAAUCCCUUGGCUCCGCCGGCUCUACAUCGUGGGAUCAAGCUGCUCUUUCCCAAGUUUCAGCAGGGCGAUCCAACGUCAUGGAUCAGCAAGGCCAAACAAUACUUUGCCUACCAGGAAAUACCAAUGGAGCGGAGAGUAAGGUUUGCAUCCUAUCAUUUGGAAGAGGAGGCUAACGAGUGGUGGCAGGCCACUUCCAAAACUCUCGAGGAGGAGGAAUUGUGGGCACGAUUCAGACCAUCAGCUGCGGAGGACUUUGAUGAAGCUCUGUCAAAAAUCAGACAGAAUGGAAGCUUGCGUGAUUAUCAACGAGAGUUCGAAAAACUACAAAACAAGGUAACUGGGUGGACUCAAAAAGCGCUCAUUGGUCCCUACAUUGGUGGUGUGAAGGACUCCAUAUCCGACAGUAUUCGCAUGUUCCAACCACGAACUCUCAAAGCCAAGAUUGAGUUAGCUAGAAUGAGGGAUGAUCAGUUGCAGAGGGCCAGGAGGUACACUAACACUCCUCAACGGAACGUUCGUACCAACAAUGCUAACCCAACACCGCCAGAACCAGGGUCAGCGACACCAAAGCGACUGAGCUGGGAUGAGAUGAAACGCAAAAGGAGUCUCGGGAUUGAAAAGGAAGAUGAUGAGAUUGAGAUCCCACCUGAUACGGAGGAAGCAGAGAUCACCCUACAGUCACUUACAGGAUGGGGAUCACCUAAGACCAUCCACACUUACACAGAGACACAGCGGCGGACGUUGAUCGCCUUGAUUGAUAGCGGCGCGAGCCACAAUUUCAUCAAUGACGAGACUGCGGCUCUUCUCAACCUUCAACUGACCCCGACGAAGCCGUUUCACGUAAGGGUGGCUGACGGAUUUCCAUUGCAGUGUGACGGAGUUUAUCGAAAGGUACAGACGAGGGUCGACGGUGUAAACUUUCCGAUCGAUUUAUUUCCGAUACCGCUCAAAGGACUCGACAUGGUGAUAGGGAUCCAAUGGCUCAUACAACUUGGGCCGACAUUGUGUGAUUGGGAGGCCCAAACUCUCCAAUUUACCCAGGCUGGAGAAACCAAAACGAUUCGUGGGCUUCAUCCAAUCAACAUUGAACAGGCCCAACCUGAGGAGAUUGAGAAGGAAACAAAGAUGGGCCACACUUGCUUCGCUGUCUGUUUCGAAACGGAGAGUAAUGAUGACGGUGGCUCUGUUCUUGUUGCGAUGCAGCAAUUGCUACGCCAGUACGACUACAUAUUUUGGGUUCCGGCGAAUCUGCCACCACCACGAGAUACAGAGCAUCGAAUUGUGCUUAAGGAAGGGAGCGAUCCGGUCAACGUGAGACCAUAUCGCUAUGCUCACUUUCAGAAGGAGGAGAUCGAGAAGCAGGUGCGCGGAAUGCUCGAGUCCGGUCGUUCCUGGUCUGAACACACCGAACAUGUCAAGCUGGUCUUCGAUAUCCUCCAACAACAACAGCUCUUCGUGAAGCAUAAGAAGUGCGAAUUCGGAAAAGAUGAGCUAGAAUAUCUGGGGCACAUUAUAUCUGGUGCUGGUGUCAAGGUUGAUCAGACCAAAGUCCAAGCCAUGAUAGACUGGCCGAAACCAACCACCAUCACUGAGUUGCGUGGGUUUCUUGGUGUUACGGGCUACUAUCGAAAGUUUAUCCAAAACUAUGGACUCAUUGCUCGGCCGCUGACGAACUUACUUAAAAAGGGUAAGUUUGAAUGGAGUCCUUUGGCAGAUGACGCUGUCGACAAACUCAAGACAGCCAUGACUACAACACCAACGCUGGCCCUACCAGACUUCACGAAACCUUUAAUUAUACAAACGGACGCGUCAGGAGAUGGUAUUGGGGAAAUUCUCACACAAGAAGGCAGACCGAUCGCCUACAUGAGUCGAUCAUUGGGGAUAGCAAAGCAAAAUUGGUCAACCUAUGCGCGUGAGAUGCUAGCCAUUGUCAUUGCGAUACGCACAUGGAGACCUUACCUCCUUGGUCGUCGAUUCACCAUCCAAACAGAUCAAUGCAGUCUCCGUUUCCUUCUUGAAUAG
This is a messenger RNA of Brassica oleracea var. oleracea, 2268 nucleotides long. RefSeq lists its product as uncharacterized. The record is from RefSeq and is a predicted model, not a curated record. NCBI's taxonomy places the organism in Eukaryota, Viridiplantae, Streptophyta, Magnoliopsida, Brassicales, Brassicaceae. The coding region runs from base 1 to 2268 and encodes 755 amino acids. The transcript is spliced from 3 exons.